Molecule: messenger RNA, 3745 nt
Organism: Misgurnus anguillicaudatus (oriental weatherfish)
Lineage: Eukaryota; Metazoa; Chordata; Actinopteri; Cypriniformes; Cobitidae
Source: RefSeq, a predicted model, not a curated record
GCGAAGCGUGCUCGUGCAGGGCGACAAUAAAUACAAAGAACAGGGCAAAAUUUAUUAAUCCAUUUAAAAUGUAUUCAACACGCGAUUUAGUAUUAUAGUUUAACAGUUUGAUUUGCAGGUUUAUCGAGGUCUUUCUGCUCGACAGAAAUGACCUCUGUCUUUGAAUUUAUCAGCUUCACAUGGAUAUACGCCAGUACAAUACCGUAACCUGAUCUUCAGAGAGAGAGAGAGAGAGAGAGAGAGAGAGAGAGAGACAUCUGCCUGAGGCAAGAUCACAUUUACCGUGUGACCGUUGGUUAACAUUUGCCAUGAAGGACCUGCAGGACAGAAAAGUUUCAGUAACGCCCUGCGAGACGACACACCAGCCAGAGAGAUCUGUUAUUUCAGCAGCACAAGCUCCUGGAAAGUCCGAGCAGACGGACAAACAGGAAGCAGCUGUUGUCAUGGAAACAGGCUAUGGCGCGUGGGAGAGAUUGUGAGCUGCAGACGUUUCAGGUGCCUUCAUGUACCAGCAAACAUGAGCUGACCAGCGGCGUGGCCAUCGCACACGUGCUCAACAAAAUAGACUCAUCCUGGUUUAAUGAGACGUGGCUCAGCAGGAUAAAAGAGGAUGGAGGCACCAACUGGAGACUGAAGGUUAGCAACCUGAAGAAGAUUCUUCAGAGUAUAAUCGAGUAUUAUCAUGAUGUGUUAAGUCAGCAGGUGUCUGAUGAUCAUGUUCCUGAUGUGUGUCUGAUCGGGGAGAUGGGCGAUGUGAAUGAAUUGGGUCGCCUGCUUCAGUUGGUUCUGGGUUGUGCUAUCAGCUGUGAACACAAACAAGAACACAUUCAGCAGAUCAUGACACUGGAAGAAUCCGUACAACAUGUUGUCAUGACGGCCAUUCAAGAGCUGCUCACCAAAGAACCUGUGGAGGCUGGAACUCCAGAGACGUACGGCGAUUUUGACUAUCAGUCCAGGAAAUAUUAUUUUCUAAGUGAAGAAACAGACGAUCGAGAUGAUGCGUCUCAGCAGCGUUGCAGGGAACUUCAGCAGCAGGUGUCUGUGCUGGCAGAGGAGAAGUCAUCUCUUCAGGUUGAGCUUCAGUCUCUGCGUGAGCGUCUGACUCGCUUUGAACCGUCUGACCUCUCAUCCGGUGUCACCAACAAGAAACUCCUACUGCUACAGAGUCAGAUGGAGCAGCUGCAGGAGGAGAACUACAGGCUGGAGAACAGUCGUGAUGAUCUGAAGCUUCGAGCUGAUGUUCUGGAGCGUGAGGUGACGGAUCUUCAGCUGAGAAAUGACGAGUUAACCAGUCUCGCUCAGGAGGCCCAGUCUCUCAAAGAUGAGAUGGAUGUACUGAGGCAUUCAUCUGACCGUGUGAGUCGUUUAGAGGCGAUGGUGGACACGUACAAGCGUAAGCUGGAGGAUCUGGGAGAUCUGCGCAGACAGGUGCGUCUGCUGGAGGAAAGAAAUCACAUGUAUAUGCAGCGCACCUGUGAGCUAGAGGAGGAGCUGCGCAGAGCUAACACCAUCCGUACACAGCUUGACACCUACAAGAGACAGGCUCACGAGCUGAGCACCAAACACUCGGUAGAGGCCAUGAAAGCUGAAAAAUGGCAAUUUGAGUACAAGAACCUCAAUGACAAAUAUGAGACACUUCAGAAAGAGAAAGAGAAGCUGAUCUCCGAGCGAGACACGUUAAGAGAGUUGACUGAUGAUCUGACAUGUGCAAAGGUCCAGCAGCAGGGUUUAAGGCUUUCAGAUUCUCUAGCUGGAGAUUCGGGAGCUGUCGGAAGUCUGGCGUCAGAGAUCAUGCCUGCUGAGUUAAGAGAUACAGUUGUGCGUCUACAGCAGGAGAAUAAGAUGCUGUGUGUUCAGGAGGAAUCAUACAGACACAAACUUGAAGAUCUACAAAACCAACUGGAGGAAUCACAGCGUUCCUGCAAUACACUCGAGACACAAAACAGGUUGAGUCAGCAGCAGAUAUCAGACUUAUAUGCUCAGAUUGAAGAGCUGCAGAGAGCUUUACAGGAGCAGGACAGUAAAAAUGAAGAUUCUUCAUUGUUAAAGAAGAAGUUGGAGGAACAUUUGGCAAAGCUUCAUGAAGCUCAUUCUGACCUGCAGAAGAAACGAGAAGUGAUUGAUGAUCUGGAACCACAUGUGGACAGUAACAUGGCCAAAAAGAUUGAUGAACUGCAGGAGAUCUUAAAGAAGAAAGAUGAAGACAUGAGACGCAUGGAGGACAGAUACAAGAGAUACGUGGAGAAAGCUCGCACGGUGAUUAAAACUCUGGACCCCAAGCAGAAGAGUAGCUCAGUUCCUGUUGAAGUCGAAGCCCUGAAGAACCAGCUGUCUGAGAGGGACCGAAAGAUACAACAUCUGGAGCAUGAUUACGAGAAGACACGCUCCAUACGCGAUCAAGAGGAGAAGCUCAUCAUCUCUGCCUGGUACAACAUGGGAAUGGCUCUUCAUCAGAAGGUUGCCGGUGAACGCUCCAAUUCCAGUUCCGGUCCGGCUCAGUCUUUCCUGGCACAGCAGAGACAGUGGACACAAGCCCGAAGAGGACUGACCCGAUCCCAGCCCCGAUAAAAACAGACACGGCCGAUGAUGAAUCUGAUGAAUUCAUGAGCUCCGUCCUGGAGAAACACAUCUGUUAGUGGACUAAUCACAGCGGGACUUAUUUCUGCUUUAGCACUUUGUUUGUCUGUGUCUAUCCUGCUGAGAAUGUAGAAUAUAAUGAGUUUAGAGGAUUUAUUUAAUUGUCUUUUUAGAUUAAGUUUUGUUUGAUUUUUUUCCCUGUUUGUUUUAAGUAAAAUCAGAGCGUCAGUAUGUAGUGCUCUUUAUUUUAGUGUUAUUUAGUGUCCAGAUGUCUUAACGGGGUGGUAGGGAUGAGAUCAAUGAAGUAGGUCGACCUUUGAUGGGUUUAAUUAUGAUUUUUUUAAUGUACGAUAACUUCCUGCGUGUUUAUCAGGGUACGACGCAUGUAGCUUUAAACACUCAGUGCCUUUCUGAAGACUUCAACAAUCCACUAGAACCGUCAGUCACUCUCCUCUGACAGCUGUCAAUCAUUUUUGUGAUGCGUAUAUGUCAAUGGUGCAUCUGUAAACCAAAUUCAUGUCUCUCUGAAGAGUUGAACACAGGGAGGUGGGAACUUUUUAAUGCAACUAAUGUGAUGUGGAUCUGUUUGGGACUUUAAUGUCUUUGCUGCACAGUUUGUUGUUUGUGUAAUUAAAUGUAAGCUAGUUUUUAUAAUGAAUGUGAAAUUGAUAUGCUGGACGCAACACUCAACUAAUGACAGAUUAACUACUGAAGUAUUUUGGAUUUCUCUAUCUGUAAGACAUGAAAACUGCUGCUUUAUUAUUUUAUGAUGGUUUUUGAUGUUUGGUGCUAAAGGAGGAUUUCUGCGUGACACUACACUGCUCACAACACUACUGUAUGUUCAGACACGCUGAUGAAACUGAAGUGUCAUUUUUUACCUUUGUCAGUCCAAACAUCAAUGUUUGUUGAGUCACGUCAGGGUUUGUAGUUUUUUAAUGUUAUGUUCUUUUGUGCUGUAGUUUCUCACCGUGUGUCUUUUGUGUUUAUCUCAAUUGUUUUUCACUCGUGUUUGUUGUUCAUGAGUUCUGCAGAGGUUGAUCUUGGUUUGUCUUAUCACAAACUCUUAUUGUGUUGUUUUUGGACUGAUAAGGGUCGGUACUGGACAUAUUAUCCUUAUUCUCACUGUCCUGUUCUUUGCACUACAAUUAAAGACUAUCGGUACAAAAUA